This is a messenger RNA of Scleropages formosus (Asian bonytongue), 2985 nucleotides long. Its product is annotated as SH2 domain-containing adapter protein F-like. NCBI's taxonomy places the organism in Eukaryota, Metazoa, Chordata, Actinopteri, Osteoglossiformes, Osteoglossidae. Bases 642 to 2219 code for a protein of 525 amino acids. The transcript is spliced from 7 exons. Gene Ontology annotation, molecular function: phosphotyrosine residue binding. The record is from RefSeq and is a predicted model, not a curated record.
UUUUGGAGUACCUUAUUUCUUUAUUGUACAGUGCUAGUUUUUGCUAUGCAAUGCGUUAUGCAAUUUAUUUUAGGUUUCUAUACAUUACAAAAUCGUGCUCUUCAAUUACUUCACCUAAGCUAAGGCAACAGGCAGUACACGGGUGAGGGCUUUUUCUUUAUGAUCCGAGCGUUGUUGGUUCGAAUCCCACCUCUACCGUAGUGCCCUUGAUCGGUGUGCUCACUUUGAACUGAUGCACCAAAAAUACACUCCUGUAUAAAUGGUAAAAAUCGGUGUAAAGUUGAUACUCCGUCCGGCAGUGUUGCUCGCCUGGGACCGAGGAGUCCGACCGGCACUGGAGAGCGUCGCGGCACAGGCGCGUUCCAGGGAGUGUUGAGGCUGCGACCGGCAGGGGGCAGCGCGCCUUCUCAGGUGCGCGCACGGCGGUGACGGCGGCGGCGGCGGUGGCUCGUUACCGAGCUCCACUCGCAAAAACGUGCGGAGACGCGGCGGAGCGCGGAGGUGGCUCGCGCCGUGCGCACACGCACACGGACAGAGAGAGCGAGGCGGACGCGCUCCGACGGCGGGAAACAGGAGGACUCCGGCUGGGAAAAGUGGAGGAACAGAGCCGAAAGUGUCCGGGAGAGCAAUGCGCUGGCAGCAUGGCCAAAUGGUUCAAGGAGCACCUGGGAUUCAAAACGAGCAAAGCGCCCCCUCCGGCUCCCCCGAAGCCCGACUACAGGCACUGCCACCCCGCUGUGCCCGGCGCGCCCGGCUUCCAGGCUCCGGGCUCCUCCGCCGGGGCGCCCGCCCUGUACCCGAGCCCGGCGCAGCCCGACAUCCUGGCCGCAUACAAACUGCAGAAGGAGCUCGACUUCGAGGACCCGUACACGGGCGCCGGCAACGCGGCGUUCUGCGGCGGCCUCGGGAGCGCCGGCGGCGCCGGGGGCUCUUCGUCUUCCGAGCUGAAGUACGUGUCUCCGAAGCACCGGCUCAUCAAGGUGGAGACGGUGGAGAAGAGCAGCCCGGCUCUGGCUCCGGCUCCGGCUCCAGCCCCGUCCCCGGCCGCGGGUCCGAGCCCUCCCGCUCCGGCUGCUGCCGAGCAGGACGCCAAGCAGGAGAAGUUAAUCAUCUUGGAGGACUAUGCUGAUCCCUUCGACGCCGAGCAAGCCGGGGGCACGCAGGCGCCCGCGGAGAAGGUUCCGGAGAAUGACGGCUACAUGGAGCCGUAUGAGGCGCAGAAGAUGAUGGCAGAGAUCCGAGGCGUGCGGGGCCCCAAGGACGGACCCCUGCGGCAGCUGCCCCUCUACGACACGCCUUACGAGCCGACGGAAGACGGCGGCGAGCCGGAGCCCGAGCCCCCCCGCUGUCCCAGGGAGAGCCGGCUGCCCCAGGACGACGAGCGGCCCCCCGAGGAGUACGAUCAGCCGUGGGAGUGGAAGAAGGACCGCAUCUCCAAGGCCUUUGCUGGUAUGACUGGAAGUGGAGCACUGAGCGGUGUUUGUGAGCUCCUGAACACCAGCCAUUCCUGUUGUUGUCCCCCCCGCAAUAAAUCCAGAGCAGGAAUGUCAUCGCAGGCCACUCGUAAGUUGGAGAUAAAGGUGAUCAAGGACCUGCCUUGGCCACCCCCCGUGGGGCAACUGGACAGCGCCCCUCCGCUGGUCGAGGAGGUGGAGGCCCCGGGUGCACCCGCACAAGCGGUGCCCGCGCAGCCCCCAUCCUCACCCGGACAGACCGCCUGUGACCAGCAUCAUCCCGUCCAGUUCGAGGGCCUGGAGAAGUCACGCAUGUCCCCCACCAAGGAGGGCAAGGUACGGCCACCCCAGCGCCACUCCAGCGGCUGUCUGGUCAACACAAAGCUGGGCUCGCUGGACCACUGCAACGUGGCUGUGGGCGAGCGCAUCGACCCCUCCAUGCCUCUCGAGAGCCAGUUCUGGUACCACGGAGCCAUCAGCCGCAUAGACGCCGAGUCGCUGCUGAGACUCUGCAAGGAGGCCAGCUACCUGGUCCGGAAUAGUGAGACCAGCAAGAAUGACUUCUCGCUGUCCCUCAAGAGCAGCCAGGGGUUCAUGCACAUGAAGCUCUCCCGAACCAAAGAUAACAAGUACAUUCUGGGCCAGAACAGCGGGCCCUUCGACAGCGUCCCGGAGAUCAUACACUUCUACUCCAGUCGCAAGUUGCCCAUCAAGGGGGCCGAGCACAUGUCCCUGCUGUACCCGGUGGCCAUCAGGACGCUAUAGUGCAAUUGUGUCGCAGUGGUCGUCAGAAAGAACCUCAGGAGAGGGCUCUGGAUUGAAGGUCAAAGGCCCGGGUGUUCUGGUCAUGGUGUCGAUCUGCGAGUCGCUCGCGUGAGCCUCCUAACCAGCUCCAGGAGACGCAGAGCAUCUCGGCCUUGUCUCUUUCCUUGGUUCUCUGCGUAGAGGGCCCUCCCCUGAACUCGGAACUGCGACCGACCUCCGUAUCCGUCGCUCUGAAAUGUCUCGUCACUGAUCUCUAAAGACCUGCGCCGGCUCCCCGUCCCCUCGGCGCUCGGACGAGGCUGCCCGUCUGAGGCGUCUCUCCGCCCCUCCUUCGCUCACCCGAUUCCUUAGGCGGGUUCUCUUUCGGAGAAAGGCCCGGAAGGCCCUGCUCAGAGCGCGCCGCGUCCGGAAGACCGAGAGCGCCACCUCCUGUGCGGAACGCCCUUCUCUUCCUUGUGUUCGCUUCUUCAAAGCGUGGAGAUCCCUGACAGCUCAGACCACGGCUGGGUUGACAGGGAUUUCGGAGUGAAUCCCAUUUAUCUUCCUUUCGUCGUUUUCAUCCAUGACGUGUGUGAAUGUCGGUAAUUGAGGGAGGGGGAGCUGAGUCUCCCUCCCAUUUUCAGCGCUCUCUCGGCAGCCAAUGAAAACAUGCUUCUCGCUCGUUUUCCUAAAAAAAAAAAAAAAAAAAAAAGUGUUCUCCCCAUUUUUCGAGCUCUUGGUGUUUGGCGUGUUUGUGCACAUACUUUUGGUAAUAACCAAAAAAAAA